AUGAAGGUCGUCAUCGUGGGCGCCGACAUUGACGGACUUAUCUGUGCAAUUGCCUGCAAGCAAGAGCACCUAGAUGUUAUCGUCCUCGAGCAGCGUGCAGACACCGACAAUGCCGGUCUCCAGAUCCCACCCAAUGGCACUCGUUUCCUGCAUCAACUGGGCGUGUUAGAGGAAGUGAUUCGCAAGGGCACAAGCACCGAAUACUUGGAUCUGAGACGCUUUCAAGAUGGAGCAUUGAUUCGGUCGAUGCCAUGGGGAGAACCGGUUCGCCUGGCUUACGGGCGACCUUGGGUCAACAUCACGCGGGCGGACCUUCGUGACAUCCUCCGUGACAGAGCGCGACACCUGGAGAUCGAUAUCCAGCAAAAUGCCAUCGUGGAUGAGAUUCAUUGUGGUAGCGCCGAGGUUGUACUGAAGAAUGGGACUCGAAUCCAAGGAGAUCUUAUGGUUGGCGCGGAUGGCAUUUACUCUUCGACUCGAGACGCGGUUUUAGGCCACCCAUGGCCGCCCACUCCAGCGAGCGAUAUCGCCUACCAAGCCACCAUCUCCCGCGCGACGUUGAAAGCCAUCAACGACGGACAGCUCGAUGAGCUCUGCUCCAAGGCCAAGAUCACCACCUGGCUAGGCUCCGAGCAGCAUACGGUGUUGUUUCCUGUCCAGCAAGGCGAAGAGUAUAUGCUCGUUUCGUACCACACACACAGCCGCCCGCCCGUCAGAGAAGCCUCAACAACCGACGGUCUCUCUGAAAUGCAUGCGCUACAUCAAAACUGGGACAUCCGCCUCCAAACAAUCCUCUCACACGCAACCUUCUCCUCAACAGUCACACAGCACACCCUCCGCGACCUCCCCACCUGGACCAACGCCCAAACCACCCUCCUCGGCACCUCCAGCCGCAUCAUCCCGCCCUACCAAGCCCAAGACCUAGCCGCAACCCUCGAAGACGCCUCCGUUCUCAGCACGCUGCUGGGCCUCCUCAAUCAACACGCGCCGCCCAGGCACGAACUCCCGCACCUCCUCCCUGAGAUCUUAACCCUCUACGAAACCCUCCGCAAGCCCGCCGCCGCACAAGCCGUGAAAGACGGCCUGCUGAGCCGCCGCGUCCUCCAGGUCAGCAACACGGUCGCCCAAGCCCUCCGCAACUGGUUCCUGAGCGGCGCGGGCAUCACCCGCGACACGGACGCGGGGUGGUUCAAGUUGGUCUCUUCCCAGCAGGAGCAGAUGCUUGGAGGAGGUAGUAGUUGCGGGGUGCUGGGGGAGGCCCGUGAGCGGUUCGAGGCGUGGCGGAAGGAGAGGUUGCCUGCUUCUUCUGCUGAAGGGGGUCGUCCCUCGCGAUCAGCGAGUUAUGCAAUAGGGAAGAAGAGGUUGCGGUGUUGGAC
This is a messenger RNA of Aspergillus homomorphus CBS 101889, 1376 nucleotides long. RefSeq names its product salicylate hydroxylase. Lineage: Eukaryota; Fungi; Ascomycota; Eurotiomycetes; Eurotiales; Aspergillaceae. Gene Ontology annotation, biological process: secondary metabolite biosynthetic process. The transcript has 4 exons. The annotation marks the transcript as partial. Gene Ontology annotation, molecular function: monooxygenase activity; FAD binding. The record is from RefSeq and is a predicted model, not a curated record.